Molecule: messenger RNA, 493 nt
Organism: Ananas comosus (pineapple)
Lineage: Eukaryota; Viridiplantae; Streptophyta; Magnoliopsida; Poales; Bromeliaceae
Exons: 3
Coding region: 12-341 (109 amino acids)
Source: RefSeq, a predicted model, not a curated record
GACCUCCCCUCAUGCGGUCCACGAGGUGGAAAUGGCCUCGUGGACCGCACGCACCAUCCAUGCCUCAUGAGUCCCGAUUUUUUUUCCUGUUCAUCUUCUAUUUUUCUGUGGAGGCGAGACGGGAUCCGCAGCAUGCGUUGCUCCCGGCACCGGCGAGGGCGGCGGAGGACGACGACGACGUGAGCGGCGACGAGACAGGAUCCGCAGCCGUGGCCCUUGCUCCUGGCGCCGGCGAGGGCGGCGGAGGACGACGACGCGACCCUCGGUCGAUCGCCGAUUUUUUGGGUCCGGUCGACUAUUCUCACACCUUGGGAGCUAGGUGCAGCUUCAGAUACAGGUAGCUCGGGCGGUGAGGGUUGGGACGGUGCAUGAAGAUGAUACUAGAUAACGUGAGAUAGAGAUCCCGAUCUUACGGUAUCAGUUUUGGUUUGACGCUUAUUAUGUACAUGAGAUAAUGUAGUUUACCCCCUAUACCUGUUAGUAGUGUUCUUAU